Molecule: messenger RNA, 7022 nt
Organism: Crotalus tigris (Tiger rattlesnake)
Lineage: Eukaryota; Metazoa; Chordata; Lepidosauria; Squamata; Viperidae
Gene: ALPK2
Product: alpha kinase 2
Exons: 12
Coding region: 217-5595 (1792 amino acids)
Biological process (GO): protein phosphorylation
Molecular function (GO): ATP binding; protein serine/threonine kinase activity
Source: RefSeq, a predicted model, not a curated record
CUACAGCAAAAGAGCGAGCCACACAUACCCUUCCACAAACACCGUUCCAAACUGAAGACAGCCUGAAUAUAAAACCCAUUCUCUAAUAUUCUCAGAACCAGAAUCCAUUGGACUAUGAACAAAGAAAAGCAUAGGAACAACAAUCUUCUGUAAACCUGUCAUUUUUCCAACAGUAGAAAAUCAUUACAAAAAUGCUAAUUGAUUGAAGGAAAAAAAAUGGAAAUUAACAAUGUACCCUCUGACAGCUUUAUUCCAAGCAGAACCCAAAGUGUCUCUGGUCUUUUUAUUUAUGAUGGUGUUGAAGAGUGUUGGAAUUCUAUUGAAGGCAAGGAAGAUGGAUUUGACAGCUCAGAAGUGGAUUCCACGCUACCAAGUCAGAUUUCUGAGUGCAUGGGCAGCUGUUGCUUUAAUGCUAAAGACUUAACUGCUUGUCAAACAACUGAAUACGCCAAGACAUGUGAAAAGGGUAACCUCAGCAAAGUUUUGAAAGAAGACACACUGUCUGAGAGUCACACCAGGAUUCCUCUAGAAGAUAAGUUCUACUUAUCGGAGAAUUCCACUAAUAUUGUGAAUAGGGGCACUGAGCCUCACCUGGAUGGAAACUUUAUUGAGGUCACAAGGGGUUUUCAGAAUGAUUUCCUUGAAGAUACUGAAUGUUCUAAUGUGAUGACAGAGGAGAUGUAUGAGGACUGGGAAGCAAAGCUGAAGUUUCUGUUGGAAAGUGAUGACGAGGAGGGUGAACUAAUUCCGAGUACUGAUUGUGAUGGGUGCUCUUACUUCCUCAGUGAAAUGCCUCGCCUGUUUCAAGUAUCAGAUAACACCAUGCCUAUGGAGACCACCAUUGGCUUCAGUAGACAUCAGUCAAAAUCCAAAGAGGUAGCUGUCCGGAGCAACUUGACGGCAUACAGACCAUCAACUUUGCAAACACGAAUGACUCUUACCAUUGGACAACAGCAGAGUAAGAAUCUCAGUAUGAAAAACAAAGAAAAGCAGAAACAACCGGUGAUCAAAAAUAAUUACUCCACAACAGAAGAAGAAAAUCGUAGCAACAGUUGCUCAAGUUGUCAUGUUUCUGCUCUCAGAUCACAAGGCAUAGAAAAUGGAACUUCAACCAUGAAAUCACCUUCAAGACACUUAGAUGUUUCUUCAGGAACAGCAGGCAAACAAGAUAUAGCAGAAUGCAAAAACUUCUCAGGGGAAAUCAAAUCUCAACGAGUAAUGCAGAUGGGAAAGAAAACGAUGCGAGGGAAGUCCAGUCUGCCCCAUUCUUUAGAAGAUCCUUUAAAAGUGCUACCUCCCAAACCGCUUCACAACUCCAAACCUCAUACAGUUCAGAUGGAAAUAAAUCAUCUGAGUUCACCCAUACCGCUUCACAGACAAGGAAAGACCACCCCGGACUUAACCAAUGUUGCAAACCAAGACGCUUUAUUUCAUGGUCAAAGAAGCAAACAAAGGGACCGAUUGGUAGGCAAAUGGAUUACUGGUCUGUCAGAAGGAAGCCAAGCAGCAGAGGAAAAUGCUAUGCUGAAGACAGAGCAACAAGAAAUCAAUACUGAAACAUCAGCAUCAAUCAGCAAUGAUCAAGAACUGUUUAUAACAGAUCCUACACUGGAUGAGAGACUUGUUUUCACACCUGCUCAUGGGGCUGCUGAAAAUUCUGCUUUGCCAAAGGUCUAUGGGAAAACUGGAUUUCAGAUGGGCAACCUUACUUUGGAAAAUGCUGUAGCUCUUGAUGGAAGUGGUGGAACUCAUGAGGCUGAAGAGCAGAAGCCAGGCUGGAAUCAAGCUCCUAAUCUCACAGCGGUGGAUAACAGGGCAAGUUGUGGUUGCCCCAAUGCCUUAUGUGAUGUUCCACUGUCCAUGCUUGAUGUACAAAUGGAAAAGGAAUGUGCAGGAAAACCCGAUGAACUCAACAAAAUAAAAAUACUCCAUGACAUUCCUAGGACUCAACAUCAAUCCAAAGAAAAUUUCCAGAGCAUCCUGGAAUCUGCAGAACUUAAGGACAGAGAUGCUGAUUUAUCAACAAUGUGUGAGCUCUCCCAGAGACUUCUUUAUGAGAAUGACCACUGGGAUGAUGAUUUCAGUUGCACCAGCAAGGAGGUUAAGAAUAUAUCAGCUGAGACUGCUAGUGCCAAGGAGGUCGGAGGACUGGACAUUACUGCAGAUGUAAGUGGUAGGCAGCAUGUGCCAGAAAAUUUAACAGAAGAUAAUCAGCAUGUCUCAGAAUUGACAACAGAAAUGGAAGGCCUAAUUGAUUUUAGCUUGCUAAAAGCAGAUGAAGCAUAUAGCCAUACAUCCAAGGUCAAUUCCAUGACAGUACCCGUAGAAUCAGAUUACACAGAUCUGUGCUCUGUUUUUCAAGAUAAAAGAGAAAAGCCACAUGUUUACUUUAUAAGGAGCAAUCUCCAAAAGGGAAAAUGUCCAAAUAAGCAGUGUGGAGCCCAGCAUGAUCACCAUGGAUCCAUUCAGAGGUGUGUAUAUCAUGAAGGCAGAGUAUUGAUUGAAAAGGCUUUCCAGUGUUGUGAACAAGAACCUCCAUGUAGAUUUGGAGUUGUUCCAGACAAACCUUUAGAACCUAGCCAAGAAUUUUUAUUAAAACAGCUUCCUAAUCAUCUUGGCCAGUUCCCUUAUACUGAACAGAAUAUUAAUUGGAAAAGUGGCCACAUAGCAAAGCGAGCUAACAAGAUACCUUUGAAAGAACAUCAAAGUCCUGUAAGUCAGUCUAGAAUAAAUGACUGUCCAUUGACAGAGGAUUCAUCUAGAAAUUUCUGUGGGAAAAUUAUGGCUCCAUUAAUAAGUAGAGAACAUACUUCUGUUGUGGCAAUCAAUAGAAAUGCCAAGCAAGAAAAUCAGGGAAGAGAAAGUAAGUCAAAAUCAAAUGCAAAAAGAGACAGGAGUUGUGGUAUUUAUCACAAUAAGAGUAACAGUAGAGAUUUUAAGGCUGUACCUGAUGCACAGAAUCACAUCUAUCACGUUCCGGAGUCUAAUUCACCAAUGACUACUGAGCCUAAAAAUGAUUGGCAAGCAUUAGAGAAAAUGAGCCAAGAUAACAGUAUAGAAAAAGAUGCAUUGAGACCCAUAUUCACAGCAUCAUACAAAGUUAGAUUUUUCACUGAGGUGCUGUUAGAAAUUAACAAAAGUGUUAAAACUAAUGCAAGCCAAAAGUGCACAGACUGUGUUGCAAGUCUGGAACCAACUCUUCUAGACUCCCAACAUGUCUCAAAGUUGCCACCACACAAUUCCCAACAAUUAGUAUCGGAGAAAAAAUCUGCUCCUGCAAAACAUUUGAAUGAGAGCAUGAAAAGCUUAGGCUUGGAUCUGGCAUGCUCUCCAUUUGAAAUGAAUACAUCAGCAGGUUCAAAUGCUAUGCAGUCUUCAACUAUUACCAGCACUGAGGAUUAUGGCAUAGGCCAAAAGACUCGGAAUGGUAGGACAGGCAAUAUAACAAAGCAUAGUCAGGAUAUAGCUAACAUGAAAAGAGCAUCAGAAAGUUACAGUGCAGAUAAACUGGUGCUAUCUGAGCAUGUUGGAGAAACUGAAUCCAUCCCAUCUGAAAUGGACAGUAGCGUGGAUUCAAAGACAAUGACAUCAUGGCAAGAUAAGUACAAAGAGAUAGAAGAAAUAAUACAGUCAGAGAAAGAAAAUGACCUGCUUGUGGCACCUGAUUUUGAGGAAGCUGAAACAGAACCUUAUAUGAGAGCCCUACUUGGUUCAGAACAUCCUGUUACAGUGAGUCAGGGUGAGUAUCAAAAAAUGGAAAGACAAAGUCAGAGCAAAAUUAUGCCAGAUGAAAUGAACACCAAGGAAACUGAAAAGCUGGUUGAUGAUGACCUGAAGGAAGUUGAAGUAGAGCCUUACAUGAGGGCACUCCUUGAUUCAGAACCAACCUACUCUUGGCAUGAUUACUCAGAAUGUAUGCCUCCAUUCAUGGAAUUUUGCAAUGAGCAAGCUGCUGUUCUGGUAGGAAGAUUAGAGACUGGAUGUACAGUUACAACCACUGACCCCGAUCAAAGCAGAGCCUUCACAGAGGGUAAGAGGGAAAAUUCAUCUGAGUGUGGAAUGGGGAUUUUAGAGAGGCCUUUGCCUUGUGCUUCUGAGGACAACUGUGAUUCUGAAAAAGCAUUACCACAGGUCCAAACUCAGCCAUGCACAUUAGGAGCAAAUGAGGGAGAUGUUUCUGUGUUAGGAAAUGAGAGGACAAUAUCACUAGAAGCUUCUGAAAUCUCCAAGCCAUUGUCACCUCACAAAAGUGCUGAUGCCAUAAAGAACGGGCAUGAAAUAAUAAACAACCUGAUGCCUAAGAUGUCCAAAAAACCAUGUCUUAAAACAAAGGAAAAUAUCUGUAACGAUGCUAGCUGGAGAACUGAGACUGAUUUAACUCCAAGGGAAGAGAAGAUGGAAGAACAGAAAAUACUAUGCAAAAAGGACAACAAAGCACCCAAACUGCUGAGGAAAACCCACGCAGAACUGUUUCCUGAUUUUUCUGGAAAUAUCAAAUUAUGUUGCCAGUUUGGAGAAAUUCAUUCGGAUUCCACCAUUAUCUGGACAAAAGAUUCUAAGCUUCUUGCUCGAGUUCACAGAAGUGCAAAAGAUGACCUUCCAGUUUCUUUGGCAAUAGUUCAAGCUGGGAAAAAAGACCAAGGCCUGUAUCACUGCUGCCUGAAGAAUAUAUAUGGAAAAGCAACUUCAGAAUUUAACCUGACCUCUGAAGUUUUGGAACAUCUGUCCAGUCUUCAGGAUGUGGAAGGCUUGGAAGAGAUAGAAUUCUUACAGCUGAUGUUCAAAGAAGACUUCAUUUGUGAUAGUUACUUGAGUAAAAGUCAGCAUGGAAGGAUUACAACGGAAGAAUUACAUUUCGGGGAAGGGGUGCAUAGAAAAGCUUUCCGAAGCAAAGUGUUGCAAGGCUUGGUGCCUCCGCUCAGCCCAGGUCACCCCUGUGUUUUGAAAGUGCACAAUGCCAUUGUAUAUGGGACCAAGAAUAACAAUGAACUUGUGGAAAAAAAUUACAAAUUGGCGCUACAGGAAUGUUAUGUUCAGAACACUGCAAGAGAAUAUGCCAAGAUAUAUGCUGCCGAAACACAACCUCUCGAAGGCUUUGGAGAAGUACCCGAAAUUAUUCCUAUUUUCCUUAUUCAUCGGCCCAAGAAUAACAUCCCUUAUGCAACAGUGGAAGAAGAACUGAUUGGUGAAUUUGUGAAAUACUCUGUUAGGGAUGGGAAAGAAAUAAAUUUCAUGAGAAGAGACUCGGAAGCUGGCCAGAAAUGUUGCACGUUUCAGCACUGGGUGUAUGAAAAAACCAGCGGCAGCUUGCUUGUAACAGAUAUGCAAGGUGUAGGAAUGAAACUAACAGACGUUGGCAUAGCAACACCAGCCAAAGGGUACAAAGGUUUCAAAGGCAAUUGCUCCAUCUCAUUUAUUGAUCAAUUUAAGGUUCUCCACCAGUGCAACAAAUAUUGUGAGAUGUUAGGACUGAAACCCCUCCUAAGCAGUGGUCUGAAGCAGAAGAAGUCUGCAGUCUCCAGAAUCAAGGUGCAACCCAAUCCAACUAUUGCAAAGAAAAGAUUAGUCAAUGCGCAAACUUCCAAGAAAACGUAAGAUCAUCAUUUUUCCCCCAAGGAAAUAUUUAUGACUUUUAUUUUUGCCGCAGGACAUCUUUGGAAAUGUAUAUUGAUUUAGUUUUGUUAUUUUUCUGGAUUGCAAUGUGCCAGUGAUGGCCCUUCCUCCAAGGAACUUUUACAGCUGUUAACAAACGGGUGUAUGGACUGCAUAAAUAGACUGGAGAAGAUUUACACCACCACUUCUGGUGAUGGCACUAAACGUGGGGAAAAUUAAAUUUAAUGGAUUCGUUCCAUGUAAGUCAGCUGCCAAGAAACCAGAGACAUAUAUGCAGGGUGUUUCAAAACACUUGUGAUAAAUAUAUUCCACGUUUUUCUUCUUGUAGAUUUGUUGUAUCUUCAGCUACUGCUUUUUCUAGAUGUUUCUAAAUGCUUGCCUCACUGAUUAACAUAAAAACUUGGCAGAAACAGUAUGUAGAAGAGAAAUAUAACUCUGGAGCUCAUAUGCAUUUUGUUUUAUUUUGCACUACUUGGAUUGAGAGCUAUGUCAAAUAUGUAAUAAUUGUAUUUACAAAACUCAGAGUGGUAAUUUUCAGGUGAUCUGGGAGCUUUGUGGAACUCACAACCACAAUCAUGUUAUUUUGUAGAAUCCUAGAAUUGGCAGUGAUCUCAGAUGGCAGCUAGUAUAACCUUCUGCUCAGUUCAGGAUCUGUCGUUUGUAAUCUCAUAUCCCUAACUUUCUCCGAUACAAGUCCUGGCAUCUGCAGAUACUGCCACUACUUUAAUGUAGCAUAGUAAGACUUAGUAGUUCCAGCCAUGUCCUGUCUCAUUGCUGACAAGUAUGUAAAUGAAGAAAAGAGAAAAAGAACAACAGUUGUAGGAACAGCUGCACAGAAGAAAGCAUGUCUGCAAUAACUAUACUGUAGAGCCCAUUAGAUCUGUCUAUGGAGAUUCUCAAUCAUCCAAGUCAUGGUUGUCUCAAGGGUGUUUUUUUCCAAAAGGCAACUGGACUUUUUUUUUUUUUUUGAAGUCCUGGAACUUCAGUUCCCUGAAUGGAAGAUGCUUUUUGGAUGAGAAGUGAAAUGUUUUCAAAGAAAAUACCAAGUAAAUUCAAUUGCCUUUUGGAAAAAAAGACCUUUGGGAUCUCAUUAGAUCCAACAGAAAUUCUGUUCAAUCUGAUAUUCUGUUUUGUGCCAUAAACCAGAAACAUCUAAGAUGCUGACAAUCAACAUUUGAAACCAGCAUCCUCCCUGCCUUGCUAGACAUACUGUAAAACAUGGAGUUUCCAUCAAUAUAUUUCAAGAAGAGAAAGAGAUUCACAGUUCAAAGCAAAUUAUGUAUCGUGCUGUAUGUCAGUGUAGAAAUCUAGCAUCAUUUUGACUCUGCAGGUUUCAAAAGAGACUAAAUUGAUUUCAGAAGAGACUAAAUCAUUUUACUACAACUAUUAAAUAGAUUUUAGAUCUCAAC